Messenger RNA from Lecanosticta acicola, 897 nucleotides. The record is from the annotation of a GenBank genome assembly. NCBI's taxonomy places the organism in Eukaryota, Fungi, Ascomycota, Dothideomycetes, Mycosphaerellales, Mycosphaerellaceae.
AUGUCUGGCAAGGUACAAGCACCACUCCAACGAGACAUCUACCCACCUAACCAUGAUAUGACAUAUAGGACAGAGAACCCGUCUUCCCCACCCGCCAGAAUCUGGGCGUAAUGAAAUCGAAGCUCAAAGGCGCCCAGACUGGCCACGAUCUCCUCAAGCGCAAAUCCGAAGCCCUUACAAAGCGUUUCCGCGAAAUCACCCGCCGUAUCGACGAUGCCAAACGCAAGAUGGGCCGCGUCAUGCAGAUAGCCGCCUUCUCCAUGGCUGAGGUCACGUAUGCCGUCGGAAAUACAGGAUUCGCAUACCAGAUCACAGAAAGUGCGAAGAAUGCGAAGUUCAGGGUGAGGACAAAGCAGGAGAAUGUUAGCGGUGUAUUUCUGCCCGCUUUCGAGAGUUACCAGGUAGAGGGGAGUAGUGAGUUCGGGAUGACUGGACUGGGCAAGGGUGGACAGCAGGUCGCAAAAUGCAGAGAGACGUAUACAAGAGCUGUGGAGACGCUGGUGGAGUUGGCGAGCUUGCAGACUGCCUUUGUUAUUCUGGAUGAGGUGAUCAAGGUUGUGAACCGAAGAGUGAACGCCAUGUGAGUAUCGCUGAGGUGUUGGGAGACAACCCUCUGGCUGACAGGACUACAGCGAGCACGUUAUUAUCCCGCGAACAGAGAAUACGAUCAAGUACAUCAACUCGGAGCUGGACGAAAUGGACCGUGAAGAGUUCUUCAGGCUGAAGAAAGUCAAGGGAGUGAAGGAAAGAGCGCAGGCAGAAGAGGAAGAAGAGAGAAAGAAGAAGGCUGCCAACAGAAGAGACAGCGACAAGGAGAAUGGGCCACAAGCCCAAGGCGAUCAAUCAGAAGGCAAGAACAUAUUGGGUGACGAGGGCGAUGAAGAUGUGAUAUUCUAG